CCCGUUUGGAAUUUGAAAUCAAGCCCCCCUCUCUCCAAAGAGACGUUAUAGUUUGUUUUUUUUAACCUUUUGUUGCAAAUUAUUUUUAUAAUUCCAAAAAAAUAAAAAUAUAUGAAAUUUCAUAUAUUUGUCUUUCAUUUAUUGCUUCAACUUGUAUGCUUCUUUCUCACUACACAGUGAGAAUCUCUCUCCUCUCCUCUCUCUAAUUGUUUGAAUGAAGAAAAGGGUAUCAAGAAUUUUCCAUUUUGAUAAGUGGGUUCAGAUCGUCUGUGAAUUUUAAUUGUUGGGUCAUCUUUGUCUUUGAAGCUUACUCUCACAAAGUUUCGGCAUAUUUAUGGGUGAUAGAGACGAGUUAGCUGGCAUUGCUUCCUGAUUUCACACAAUUGUUACAGAAUGUGUUUCUAAUUGCCUCCACUGCAAUAGAUAAAUGUUAAAGUAGCCUUGUUUCUUCUUCAAUAAAGAUGGGGUUUGAGAAAGAAGGUUCAAAAAAUGGAGCAGGUUAUGUUGGUGGUUUCUUUCAUCUCUUUGACUGGACAGCAAAAUCACGGAAAAAGUUAUUCUCAAACAAGUAUGAUUUACCAGAGCAAUUUAAGCAGGGAAAGAGGAGUGAUGGGAAUUUGCCAACAACUCGUCUAUCAUUGGUAGAUGACGAUGAAACUGGAGUAGGGACAAGCUUCAAAUGCAGUGGUGAGUACAGUUGUGCUUCAUCAGUUACGGAUGAAGACGGAAGUAGAGCUCCUAGUGUAGUAGCCAGGCUAAUGGGGUUGGACUCUUUGCCCACUUCUAAUUUUCAAGAGCCCUACUCUACUCCAUAUUUUGAUACUCAAUCUCUUCAAGAUGCUCAUUACCACAGAAGAAAUUUUGAAUAUUACCAGGACAAUCAAAUGAUGUUCUCUGGGAACAUGCUUAGAAAGGAUGAUGGUGAAAAUUCCUCGAAUUUAGUUGAGUUCAAGCCCAAGAAGACACCAAGCAGGCCAAUUGAGAAGUUCCAAACUGAAGUUUUACCCCGUAAAUCUGCUAAGUCCAUUCCAGUUACACACCAUAAACUUUUGUCUCCUAUCAAAAGUCCUGGAUUUGUUUCGAGUAAUAAUGUGGCUCACAUAAUGGAAGCUGCAGCAAAAAUUAUUGAGCCUGGACCUCAAGUUACUACCAAAGCCAAAAUGCCUCUUGUAGGGUCUUCUUCCAUACCCUUGAAGGUUCAUGCUCUCAAAGAAAAGGCGGAGGCCACACAAAAAGUCCCUUUGCUCGGUUCUUCGUCGGCAACCAUGAAAGUACAAAACUUAAAACAGAAAGUGGAAGCUGCUCAUAGAACAUCCAGGCUUGCUGAAGUAUCUCAAAGGCCAGCUGAGUCAAAUGCUGCCAAGUAUCUUAAGGGACAAUCAAUGAACAAGAGCUGGAAUGGAUCUGUUGAUACUCCUUUCAAGAUCUCUAAUAAAGAAGAAGGUUCUUCUGGUCUAAAGAAUAAAGGAAAGUCUAUUUCACUUGCUAUACAAGCAAAGGUCAACGUUCAGAAAAGAGAAGGUCUCAACUUAAAUAGCUCUAGAAGUGAAGUGACCCCAAGACAACAGAAUGAGCAUAAGUCGUCAAGUCCAACCUUUCGAAGUCAACAGAAUACUCAAAAGAAUCUGAAUAAGAAAUCUUCUUCACAAAAUUCUUCCAUUCUUAGGCAAAAUAAUCAAAAACAGAACUGCCUAGGUGAUAAAGAUAAUUCACUUUCAAAGCCGCUGGUUUCAAACUCGCAGGGUAGGAAACUUCUGUCCCGAGAUUCGUCUCCUGUCUAUCAGAAAGGAUCAAGUAGAAGUAGUGGGAACUCAAAAUUAGGAUCUAGGAAGUCAAGCUCGCAAGUGGAAGGUGAAAAGGAACUUCCUUAUUCUAAUAAUAGGAAUGUCCCUCGAAAGAAACGGUCAAUAGAUGGGGAUCUUCAUUUCAAUAAAGAUCAGAUUGAUGACAAAAGUUUGAAUGCCAAAAACCAGAAGCCAAUAAAAUCCAGUUGGGCAGAAGACAACCGAAAGAAAGGCAUGGAUGUUGUUUCUUUUACAUUCACUGCCCCACUUACAAGAUCAGUGCCUGGUUCUGAGGAUCAGCUUGGACAUAGAAAAAAUGGUUAUUCUGGGGACCAUCAAGGUAAGAGGAUGCUGCUUGAUUCAGACAAUAUGAAAUUAUCUUCUCUGGGAUACAAUGUCAUAGGAGGUGACGCUUUGAGUAUGCUUUUGGAAGAAAAGUUAAGGGAGCUAACUUUUGGACUAGAGUCUUCUUCGAGCCGUGACUCUGUCAAAGGAGGGUCAGCUUCAAGUUCUGGGCCACAUUUAGAAAAUGUGAUAUCUACACCAAAGAUGAAGGAGCAAAAAGACCAACAGUUAAUGGCUGAUGACAAAUUCAGUGGCCAAUUUGACUUUCAAUUUUCAACCAGUCGUCCACCUAUGUCUAGUUUUAAACCAAAAUUUCAGGGGGAUAGUGAGAUGGAUGAUUAUAGAAGCAAUAACUUAGAACCUGGAGGAAAGUUGCAAAAUGGCCGACAUUCUAGUCCAGUGACUCCAGUCUCUAUCUUGGAAUCUUCAUUUUCUAAUGAAAGUUGCAACUCUUCAAUUACUACAGAUAGUAAUAGUACUGAAGGAAGCAAGUUGUGCUCAUCUGUUCAAGCUCAAGAAGCUAGUAGCUUGAGUUUUUUGAAGAAAUUCCAGCCACUAGAAGCUGAUACAGAGCUGUCAGAUUCAGCCUCUUCUACCUCUACUGGAAGUUUAACAAGAAAGCGCGCAACCACAUUGAUCAUGUCCCAUCUCUCGGAAACAACAGAGUGGGAACUAGAAUAUGUGAAGAAGAUAUUGUGUAACAUAGAGUCAAUGUUUAAUGAGUUUGUGAUGGGCCGUUCGCGUGAUCUUAUUAACCCUCGUCUAUUCAAUGUUUUGGAGAAUAGAAAAGGGCCAUUGGACCGUGAUGUUGGAGGGGGGUCUAAGAUGAGAAGGAAGGUGUUGUUUGAUUGUGUUGGGGAAUGCUUGGACUUGAGAUACAGGCGUUGUUUGGGCGGAGGAUACAGAAUGUGGAUGAAAGGAGUAGCAAUGGUGAGAAGAAAGGAAUGGUUGGCUGAAGAAAUUUACAAGGAAAUCUCAGGUUGGGAAAGCAUGGGAGAUUCAAUGGUGGAUGAACUUGUGGACAAGGACAUGAGCAGCCAGUAUGGAAAGUGGUUGGACUUUGAAGUUGAUGAAUUUGAAUUGGCAGUAGAGGUUGAAGCUCAAAUAUGUGAUUCAUUGAUUGAUGAAAUAGUUGCUGAUAUGUUACAAUUUUAAUGCCUUUGCCCAUUUUGCUAUUCUCAUUUCAACAAGUGUAAGUUCAUAAAUCUCUCUUGCGGAUCUUCUAAGUUUUGGAUUCUUGAUUUGUUAAGUCUGUGAUUAAAUUUGUAUCUUUGUGAUUAAAUUAAUUUGUUUGGUCUCAAAA
Molecule: messenger RNA, 3432 nt
Organism: Cannabis sativa
Lineage: Eukaryota; Viridiplantae; Streptophyta; Magnoliopsida; Rosales; Cannabaceae
Exons: 6
Coding region: 462-3284 (940 amino acids)
Source: RefSeq, a predicted model, not a curated record